UAAGAUCGUAAACAAUUGUAAUUUGUGUCUUGUUCUGUGUAAUGUAUUAUUUUAUCAACGAACUAAGAAAAUCUCUUUUUUGACACAUAAAUGCGUACUGUAAUACUCUUCAAUCUCCAUUGUAAUAAAGCAAGAGAUUCUUAACCUUUAAGUUGAUUGAAAUACAAUAUUUCUGACACACAUUACUCUUCCAAAGAUCUUCAAAGAUUUCCAAAUUAUUUAGACUUAGGUCUAAAAUGAUGAAAAGAAUUGUCAUUGCAAUAACUUCUGGAGUUAUCGUGUCAGAAAUAAUGUGGCAGUUAUACAAAAAACAUAAGCGUUCUCGGAAGAAAGUGAUCAAUACUUUCAAUUGCAAUGGUUCCGUAGAACAGCUUUGCGACAAUACAGAAGCAAAAAUUUUGGAGGUUAUGUUUUUUUCACAAGACUCUGCUUUAUGUCGACCACAUUUGAAAUGUAUGCAACCAUGUAGAAAGCAGAAUUGUCCAAUAAGAUACUUAAAGAAGAUUAUAUAUUAUUUGGAUUCGGCAAUUCAUACUUUAGACAUAUGUUUAUAUUUCUUUACAUUUGUGGAAUUGGCAGAGGCAGUUAUAAGGGCUAAAAACAGAAAUGUUGUUGUAAGGAUCAUAUUGGAAGAUUCCAUGACAUAUACUGAUCGAAGCCGAUUAAUGACCUUUUGCAAAGAAGGCAUUAAACCAGUAGUCAAACAAUUGGACGUCUUGGUGCACCAUAAAUUUGUUAUUAUUGACAAUAACAUUUUGAUAACAGGUAGCAUAAACUGGACUAAAUCAGCAUUUUUUGGAAAUUUUGAAAAUGUUUUAAUAACUAACGAAUCAGCAAUAGUUAAGCCAUUUAUAUAUGAAUUUGAGAGGAUGUUGACGAUGCUCACUGAUAGAGAAACUAAUUUUGAAAAUUCAGAUAUAUAUUCAUAAUUUAUUUUAAACGUCUUUACUUACAAUAAGUAAAGAGUAUAAACAUUUGUUUAAUGCUUUUAUUUUUUAAUAGAACUAAGAUUCAGACCAAGACUCUUGAAUUGUGAUAUGCUGACUUGUUUAAAACG
This is a messenger RNA of Acromyrmex echinatior (Panamanian leafcutter ant), 1057 nucleotides long. RefSeq names its product Mitochondrial cardiolipin hydrolase zuc (gene zuc). Lineage: Eukaryota; Metazoa; Arthropoda; Insecta; Hymenoptera; Formicidae. Gene Ontology annotation, biological process: piRNA processing. The record is from RefSeq and is a predicted model, not a curated record. Gene Ontology annotation, cellular component: mitochondrion. Gene Ontology annotation, molecular function: RNA endonuclease activity producing 5'-phosphomonoesters, hydrolytic mechanism.